Molecule: messenger RNA, 2719 nt
Organism: Bufo gargarizans (Asiatic toad)
Lineage: Eukaryota; Metazoa; Chordata; Amphibia; Anura; Bufonidae
Gene: TRAP1
Product: TNF receptor associated protein 1
Biological process (GO): protein folding
Cellular component (GO): mitochondrial inner membrane
Molecular function (GO): ATP binding; ATP hydrolysis activity; ATP-dependent protein folding chaperone
Source: RefSeq, a predicted model, not a curated record
ACGUCACUCACGUGCGUAUCAUCCCUGAGAAACAACAUGGCGGCUUCUGCUCUGCUCAGAGGAAACCUAUGCCGGGCGCUGAGAUCGUGGAGCCCGUCCGGGGCAGUCGUGUCAGGGAGGAGCCUGAGCGGUUGCAUCACCAGGUACCAGCCGUCUCCCUGGCAUUUGGUGCCCACUUCUGGGAGGAGCCACUGCUUGCUGAGUAAUGUAACGUAUCGGAGAUACACUACACAAACCGCAGAGAACAAGGAGGAGGAGCCUGUGCUGCACACCAUCAUCUCCGAUACUGAGAGCGUCCAGGGUGUCGCCUCCAAGCACGAGUUUCAGGCUGAAACCAAGAAGCUCCUGGACAUUGUUGCUCGCUCGUUAUACUCGGAGAAGGAGGUGUUUAUCCGGGAGCUGAUCUCAAACAGCAGCGAUGCCCUGGAGAAGCUGCGCCACAAGCUCAUGUCUCAGGGGAGCGGCUUGCCCGAGAUGGAGAUCCACCUGCAUACAGAUAGUGAGAAGGGCACACUCACCAUCCAGGACACUGGGGUGGGGAUGACGCAGGAGGAGCUGGUCUCCAACCUGGGAACCAUCGCACGCUCUGGAUCCAAGGCCUUUCUUGAAGCCCUGCAGAACCAGACUGAUAGCUCUGGGAAGAUUAUAGGUCAGUUCGGCGUCGGCUUCUACUCCGCGUUCAUGGUUGCUGACAAAGUCGUCGUCUACUCUCAGUCGUCGGAGCCGGGUAGCCCUGGGUAUUGCUGGACGUCCGAUGGAUCUGGUGUCUUUGAGUUGGCAGAGGCCGACGGGGUGAGGUCAGGGACUAAAGUCAUCAUUUAUCUCAAAGAAGACUGUAAGGAGUUUGCCAGUGAGGACCGAGUAAGAGAGGUGGUGACGAAAUACAGCAACUUUGUCAGCUUCCCUCUGUAUCUUAACGGCAAGAGGGUUAACACUCUUCAGGCUCUCUGGAUGAUGGACCCCAAAGAGAUCGGAGAAUGGCAGCACGAGGAGUUCUACCGGUUUAUUGCCCAGGCUUAUGACAAACCUCGCUACACGCUUCACUACAAGGCAGACGCUCCUCUGAACAUUCGGAGCAUCUUCUAUGUACCCGAGAUGAAACCGUCUAUGUUUGACGUAAGCCGGGAGCUGGGGUCCAGUGUGGCACUUUACAGCCGCAAAGUCCUUAUCCAGACCAAAGCCGCGGACAUCCUGCCCAAGUGGUUGCGCUUUCUACGGGGGGUUGUGGACAGUGAGGAUAUCCCCUUGAAUCUCAGCCGAGAACUGCUACAGGAAAGUUCUCUGAUAAGGAAGCUGCGAGAUGUGCUUCAAAGACGACUCGUCAAAUUCUUCCUCGAUCAAAGCAAGAAGGAUCCCGAGAAGUACAAAAAAUUCUUUGAGGACUACGGGCUUUUUAUCCGAGAAGGGAUUGUGACAACCCAAGAGCAAGACGUCAAGGAGGACAUUGGAAAACUGCUGCGUUUUGAGUCUUCGGCCCUGCCUGAAGGAGAACAGACCAGCCUUUUAGAUUACACCAGUCGCAUGCAAGCCGGAUCACGCAACAUCUACUACUUGUGCACCCCCAACCGGCACCUUGCAGAACACAGCGCUUACUAUGAAGCCAUGAAACAGAAGCAAACAGAGGUCCUCUUCUGCUAUGAGCAGUUUGACGAGCUCACUUUACUGCACUUGCGAGAGUUUGGGAAGAACAAGCUCAUCUCGGUAGAGACAGAUAUCGUGGUCGAUCAUUACAAGGAGGAGAAAUUUGAGGACAGCCGUCCAGCUUCUGAUAGAUUGGCCGAGAAGGAGUCUGAAGAUCUCAUGGCCUGGAUGAGGAACGGCUUGGGGACUCGAGUGACCAAUAUUAAGGUCACACCACGUCUGGACACUCACCCAGCCAUGAUUACUGUGUUAGAGAUGGGGGCGGCCAGACAUUUUCUGCGCACACAGCAGCUUGCAAAAACGAAUGAAGAGCGUGCACAACUCUUGCAGCCCACCCUGGAGAUUAAUACAGGGCAUCCUCUUAUUAAGAAGCUCUGGCAGCUGAAGGACGCAGACCAGGAUCUGGCCAAAUUACUUCUCGAUCAGAUCUAUGAGAAUGCAAUGAUUGCAGCCGGGCUAAACGAUGACCCCCGACCUAUGGUAGGACGUCUUAAUGAGUUGUUGACUAAAGCUCUGGAGAAGCAUUGAUCGCGUCCACCCUCGCUGCAUCAUCAUCUUCCUGCAAGAUCUGCUCUAGGUCCUGGAGGAAGUCCAUCAUGGAUGUUGGAAAGACUUAUGGGAAUCUAGACAUGCAGUUUGGCACAGCCGCCAUGUUUCCUAUGGAAAGAGAGACUAGAGCGAUAUAGUCUGAUGAAAUCUAUUUAUUGGCCCAAGCAUUCCUCAAUGUCUACAAUGUCCGGCCGUGGAGUAAUCUGUGGUACUUCACUGCCGUUGUAAAUGUUACUAAGAAAUAUUAAAGAUGCCAGAAAUUUGUAGAAAAUCACUGUAUUUUUGCACCAUGUUCUCAGAUCAUGUUAGAGGGUGGAUCGGAUUAAAUGCCCCCAUGUGAAGGCGGGAGAAGCUCCCUGUAGCUCACUAUAUGAUAAAGCACUAAAUUAUAGGAAAAGAGACACAAAUAAAGGAUUCCUCAAGAAGGCAAAAAAAUAUAUGAACAGAACCUUGUGCCAACUUUAUACAUGGUAUGUGCAUGUGUGUGUAAGUCUAUGUGUAGGCAUAUUAAAGGAGAUUGGAAACAAGA